Molecule: messenger RNA, 565 nt
Organism: Dacryopinax primogenitus
Lineage: Eukaryota; Fungi; Basidiomycota; Dacrymycetes; Dacrymycetales; Dacrymycetaceae
Exons: 1
Coding region: 112-474 (120 amino acids)
Source: RefSeq, a predicted model, not a curated record
GACCUGACUGAAUAGUUACAAUAAAUCAUAUGAGUCAUGCAAGUACACAAAGAGCCAUCCAGUUCCAAUCCUCCUUAGAAUACACAUACCGUUAACGUUUCAGUUUGCUCAAUGUCCUCCCGGACAUCCAGCCCUAUUAUCCUCUCGAACCCGUCUAUACACACCCCCUCACAACCUUCUAGCCCGAACGUGUGGUCUGCCGUCUGCAAUGUGUACGGCAGCUUGGACGUGACUUCCUCCGCGAAGAUCGGCUUUGGGGUGAAGCAAGUUUUAUCCGGUGCCAGCGUAAUAUAUUCGGACGGUGGCAAAGGUCGCGACGGGGGCGGAAAUGUGAGUAGCUGUACACAAGGAGACGCCGGGACGGGAGACGGUGAGUGGCCCAUACUCGACAACGGCGAAACCGACAGUGGGAGCACUGAAUCCACUAUCACACCUGUGGGCCGAGCAGCCCAGCGCACAUGCCGCGUUCCGUAAGUGUAGCAUACGUGAGUGUUCGCUGGAUCGCUCGAACAGUCAAGCCAUCUUGCACGGGCUGCCCAACCCUUCCACUGGAUAUGUGUUGUGA